ACGGUCUCUUUGACCGUUGUCACCCGGAUGAGUUAGUUCGUCGUUCAUUUCUUAACAUUCACGGUUCAAGGUGAUUAUCCGAUUAUAAAAAGUUUUUUUUAUCACUUCAUAAGCCGCUUGGUGCUUAUGAAGCAAUUGCUUUGUUAGAAUUAAAUUUUAUACUUCGGAAUAUCAGUAAUCAAUAAUUAGCGUUAUGGACGGUGAAAAUAAACCGGAUACCACAAAUCCGUCGCAGGAAAACAGCAAUGAAAAUAAUCAACGGCCAGGACAAAACCAAGGUGGCGGAGGUGGAGGCGGUGGAAACCGUGGUGGAGGACGUGGUAGAAAAGGCUCUAGAUUUUCUAGUGGCCGUGGAGGUGGUGGUCAAAGAAAUAAUAAUGAUAUGCAGAUGAAAAUGAGUGAUUCCAUGAUGGAUGAUCAAAAUAUGCAAGAUAACAUGGGAGGAGCAGGCUUAAUGGGUGCUGGGCCCCAAGAUCAUGAUGGUGGUGGUGGUGGUGGCGGCGGUGGCGGUGGUAGAGGAGGUGGCGGACGCGGCGGUGGUGGUGGUCGCGGAGGCGGACGAGGUGGUCGUGGCGGAGGCGGUGGUGGUGACAGAAACAUGGGAAACCGAUCACAAGAAGACCGCUUAAUGGAAAGAAUAAUGAGUCUCAAUGGUCCAACCCACGAUCUUCCACCCCAAGAUACUGCUGAGAAAAAAUUCAGUGGCCGCAAUCGACUCUACGUUGGAAACCUCACCAAUGAUAUCUCUGAAGAAGAAAUUAAAAAUAUGUUCAGUCCUUACGGUGAAAUAUCAGAGCUCUUCGUCAAUAAAGAGAAGAAUUUCGCUUUUCUGAGAAUGGAUUACAGAAUAAACGCCGAAAAAGCGAAGCACGAAUUAGAUGGAACAAUGCGUAAAGGCCGUCCAAUUAGAGUAAGAUUCUCUCCUCACUCUUCAGCUAUAAAAGUAAAAAAUCUAACGCCUUGGGUGUCCAACGAGCUUUUGGAGAAGUCAUUCAGUGUUUUUGGCGAAAUAGAGCGGGCGAUUGUAAUCGUUGAUGACAGAGGAAAGAGCAUGGGUGAAGGAAUUGUCGAAUAUGUCCGAAAACCAUCGGCUUUAAUGGCUCUAAGAAAAUGUAACGAAGGCUGCUAUUUCCUCACUGCAUCAUUGAGACCGGUUGUCGUUGAAUCACUCGAACAGCAAGACGACAUUGACGGUUACCCAGACAAAAAUAUUCAGCGCAAGAAUCCCGAAUUUUUCAAGGCCCGUGAAAUUGGACCACGCUUUGCUCAGCAAGGUAGCUUUGAACAUGAGUACGGUACCAGGUGGAAACAAUUGCACGAGUUGUACAAACAAAAGGAGAAAGCUCUAAAACGCGAAAUGGCCAUGGAAGAAGAGAAGCUUGAGGCUCAAAUGGAAUUCGCUAGAUACGAACAUGAAACUGAGUUACUUCGAGAACAAUUGCGUCUUCGUGAGGCUGAUCGUGAACGACAAAAACGCGAAUGGGAAAUGAAAGAAAGACAAGCCCAAGAGCGCCGUUCGCGUGAGGAAGAAGUCCAGCGUCGUCAGCAAGAAGAAAUGGCGAUGCGCAUUCGUCGGCAAGAAGAAGAAUUACAUAGACGUCAGCAAGAAAAUAAUCUCUUUAUGCAGGAACAAGCCAUGCGUGGAGGUGGUGGUGGUGGUGGUGGCGGCGGCGGUGGUGGUGGUGGUGGAAAAAACUAUGACACCGCUGGUGCUAACGACCGUGAUCCCUACAAUGGACCCGAUGGAGGAAACAAUAUGCCAGUGGAUCCUAAAUCGUUCAUGGACGCGUAUAAUAAUAUGGAUCGCACGAAUCACGGUAGCGGGGGUUACGAUGAUCGUGGACCAAUAAUGGAUCUUAUGGAUAUGCGGGUUGAUAUGAACAACAUGGGUGGCGGUGUUGGUGGUAAUAAUCGUGGUAAUAACGGCGUCGGCGGUGGUCGUUGGCAAGGUGGUGGCAAUGACCGUAAUCGCCAGGAAGAUUUUCCAAAUAAGCGUCGACGUUAUUAGAAAACAAACAUCACUAUAAUUAUUAAAUAAUUAGAUAAAUAAUAACUGACUAAUCAGCAAUAACUUUGAAAAAAUGUCAAGCGAAAUAUGAAAAAGGAAAAAUUCUGUUUGAAUUUAUAUUAAUUUUCAGUAUUACCUAUCUGUGUGUUAGAACAAUUUAAAAUUGAUAAUUUUUAUUAUCAUGACUGCAUUAUUACUAUCAUCAUCAUAUUGUGUUUUUUUUUUGUUUUUCAAUUAGACUUAUUGAAAAAUUUAAUUUAAUUUAUGCUAGCCCGCUAUUUCCUCACGUAAUUAUCAGUCUUGAUUCGUUUAAAUUUUAAUGAGGAAAUUUUAUCCAGUAUAUAAUUUAGGGACUCAUUGAUUUAAAUUUUACACUAUUUGUUUGACUUAGUCAUUCAUUUUUACUAACAAAUAUUAAUUAAAUUACUAACAAUAUUAUUUAGAUUGUCUUUAUAGUUAAGUCUUAAUUUAUUCAUUCGAUAAUGAGUAAUUAAUAGUGCAUGAGCACGUUUAUUAAUUCUUCCGUGGAACGUGUUUCCAAUAAUAUCUACUUAAAAACAAAAAAAAAAAUUAAAAAAAUAAAUACAGUUAUAAUUAAAGGGAUUACUUUGAUAUAUGCUAAAGAAAAUAUAAUUAAUUGUGAAGAUUCCUGGGUUGUAAUAGGAAUGCAAGCAUAUUUUUUUUUUGUAUUUAAUCCUUUUAAUUAUAUAGUAAUUAAUAAAAUUUAUAUCAAGUAAUUAUCGUUUAAAUUUCAAUCAAUUGCUGUUGAGAUAAUUAGAUAAAUGUUUGUUUGAUAGCUAGUCAACUUAUCUAUAAAAAAUAAAUUAUUAAAUUGACAAUAUUAUUACUCAAUAAACUUAAUUCCAUGUAGAUGUUUUUUGAAGCUCAGAGAAAGGGUUUGAUUUUUUUUGUGUCGAUAUUUAUUUAGGGUGUAAAAUAAUUCUUUAUGGUGGUUUAAAAGAAAGUUUAUUUGACAUUCAUCAAAUUAUCUUGAUUCUGAAUUGAUUGAACAAUUUAAUUAAUAUUAUUAUUAUUACUGUCUUGAAAAAUUAGUACUAAUUAAUCGAAUAAAAAUAUUUAAUAAUUUUAUUAUCGUGUAAACUCUGGAUAAUAAAAUUUUUUCAUGGUUAGUCUGUAAGUAUCUAAAAAAUCGUGACACACGAUUGUUAAAAAUUGAAAUCAUAUUUUUUUCAUCAUAAUUUUGAUUGGAAAACUUUCUUAAAAUUAUCUGCACUACUUAUUAAUACAUGAACUAUACAUUAUGUAUAUUUACAUGUAAAUUUUUAUGAAAAUAAUAUGAUUUAAAAAAUAAUAGAUGAUAAUUACAGUACUGAUAGCGAUAUAACUAAAUAGUUAGUAUCUUAUUCAAUUAUUUUUAAUUUCCUUGUCUUCACACUAGAUGUGAAUUUGUCUCACGCUAAUUAUUAUUAACUUGCUUGAAACAAUUUAUCAAUAAAAUUUAAAAAGCAAAUGAAUAUAAAAAAAUUUUUUUUCUAUCAAUAUACUCAUGAUUUUAUUAGAUCUCUUGAUAAACAGUCUUCAAUUCUUGUAAUUGACUUUGAAAAAAAAUAUCACAACUUAGCUUUGGAAAAAGAGACAUUCAGAUAUUACAGUAUCUUCUACAAUAUCAAUUUUGAGAAUUUUAUUACAACAUUCUUUAACGGCGGAUGGAACAGCAAUCACAAGAUUAUCUUUCUUUCUUGAAUCCACUAGUCAAUGAAUUCCACUAGUCCACUAUGAGGUCACAGCUAUAGCAGUUUAUUGAGACAUGGAAUUUAUUUAACAUACCAGAUGUUUUGUGUCAAGAUCAAUAUUUUACUGUCAGCGCUUCAAAUCCACUGAAUUCAUAAUUUCAUCAAUAACGACAACGAGGUAGAUAGUGACGUUACAGAGAAAAAUCAGAGCUUCAACAAUGAAGUAGGAACUUUUAGAUAUUUUUGUUUGCUUGAGGCCAAUAAAAAUAAAAAUGGAUGAGCGGAUUUACUUUGAAGGCACAGAGUUGCUCUCAAUUAAAAGAAGAGAUAUUCGACAGCUGAGGAGGAAUCAUCGGCUGUUUCAUUGAAUUUUUUCGAGUUUCAAGUUCGAGGAUCAACAUUCAAUUAUUCAAUUUCCACUGAAGAUGCAUUGAUUCAACUUUUUGAACGAAUUCAAAGCCAAUUAUUCAGUCUCAAGUGUAAUUUCACUGAAAGACGAACUCGACGAAUUCAAAGGAACAUUAGAAGAUGAAUAAUAAAUAAAAGUAUUAUCAAAUAACAUAAUGUAUAAUAUAUUAAGUUAUAAAUGAAAUACAGAAUAAAUAUAAACGAAUAAUAUCAAA
Molecule: messenger RNA, 4325 nt
Organism: Cotesia glomerata
Lineage: Eukaryota; Metazoa; Arthropoda; Insecta; Hymenoptera; Braconidae
Product: protein no-on-transient A-like
Exons: 16
Coding region: 194-2008 (604 amino acids)
Biological process (GO): regulation of DNA-templated transcription
Cellular component (GO): nucleus
Molecular function (GO): RNA binding
Source: RefSeq, a predicted model, not a curated record